Messenger RNA from Tilletiopsis washingtonensis, 3415 nucleotides. RefSeq names its product putative alpha-adaptin C. Gene Ontology annotation, biological process: intracellular protein transport; clathrin-dependent endocytosis. Gene Ontology annotation, cellular component: AP-2 adaptor complex; membrane coat. The record is from RefSeq and is a predicted model, not a curated record. Gene Ontology annotation, molecular function: clathrin-cargo adaptor activity. Lineage: Eukaryota; Fungi; Basidiomycota; Exobasidiomycetes; Entylomatales. The coding region runs from base 219 to 3296 and encodes 1025 amino acids. The transcript is spliced from 10 exons.
CGUCCCUCAACACCACUCCACUCCACCCUGCCUCACCCACUCGCUCGGCUGCCACUGCGUACGCGCUUCGCCAUCUGCGCUCACUGCCCAAGCCUCUACCGCCAGUCCGUGUCUCUCUCUCGCUCUUGUCCCGAGUGCACGAGCCGCAGCGCAAGAGCGCCUGAGCCUGGCCGCCGCUACGUCUUCUGCUGCGCUCUCGCAGCUCCGCCGCUGCCGCCAUGGCGUCGCAAACGUCGAUGCGGGGCCUGACCUCGUUCAUCGCGGACCUCAGAGCAUGCCGCGUGCGCGAGCUUGAGGAGAAGCGCAUCAACAAGGAGAUGGCGCACAUCCGGCAGAAGUUCAAGGAGGGACAGCUGGACGGCUACUCGCGCAAGAAGUACCUCUCCAAGAUCCUGUUCACCUCGAUCCUCGGCUACUCAGUCGACAUCGGCCACAUGGAGGCUGUCAACCUCAUUGCCAGCCCAAAGUACUCUGAGAAGCAGAUCGGAUACUUGGCGAUCACACUGCUGAUGAACGAGGACUCCGACCUCGUGCGCCUGGUGGUCAACUCAAUACGCAAGGAUCUGGACGAGAUCAACGAGAUCAACAACUGUCUCGCGCUGCACGCCAUUGCGAACAUCGGCGGCAAGGAGAUGGCCGAAGCCCUUGCGGAGGACGUGCACCGGCUGCUGAUCUCGCCCACGUCGAAGAGCUUUGUGCGGAAAAAGGCAGCGCUCACGCUCCUGCGGCUGUACCGCAAGCACCCCGAGGUCAUCCCGGCCGACGAGUGGGCCGCGCGCAUCGUGGCGAUCAUGGACCACGAGAACAUGGGUGUGGCGCUCGCUGUGACAAGUCUGGUCAUGACGCUGGCACAGGACCAUCCUGAUGCGUUCGCCAUUGCCUACCAGAAGGCCGUCGACCGGCUGCAGAAGAUCGUCAUCGACGACGACUACAGCAACGAGUACGUGUACUACAAGGUGCCUGUGCCGUGGCUGCAGAUCAAGUGCUUGCGGCUGCUGCAGUACUACCCUCCGUCAGACGAUGCCACGAUCCGCAAGACGAUCAACAACGUGCUCGAGACCAUCCUGGACAACUCGCAGGACACGCCAAAGAACGUGCAGCACAACAACGCGCAGAAUGCGGUGCUCUUCGAGGCCAUCAACCUCGCCAUUCACCUCGACACCGAGUCGGUAGUGGUCGCCAAGGCUGCUGUGCUCCUCGGCCGCUUCAUUCUUUCGCGCGAAACGAAUGUCCGAUACCUCGGCCUGGACACGAUGGCGCAUCUGGCUGCGUGCGCAGAGAGCCUCGAGCCCAUCAAGAUGCACCAAGAUACCAUUAUCCUCUCGCUGCGCGACAAGGACAUCAGCGUGCGGCGGCGGGGCCUCGACUUGCUGUAUAGCAUGUGUGACGUGACGAACGCCAAGGUCGUCGUUGCCGAGCUGCUGCGCUACCUGCACGUGGCCGACUACGCGCUGCGCGAGGAGAUGGUGCUCAAAAUUGCCAUCCUGACGGAGAAGUUCGCCACCGAGUACUCGUGGUACGUCGACACGAUCCUGCAGCUCAUCAGCUCUGCGGGCGACCAUGUCGGCGAGGAGGUGUGGUACCGCGUCGUGCAGAUCGUGACGAACAACGAGGACGUGCAGGAGUACGCGGCGACGCAGGUCUUCAAGCUGCUCAAGUCCAGCUCGUGCCACGAGAACCUCAUCAAGGUCGGCGGCUACGUGCUCGGCGAGUUCGGCCACCUCAUCGCCAACGAGCCGGGUGCGAGUCCGAUCGAGCAGUUCCACGCGCUGCACUCGCGGUCACACCUGUGCUCUCAGUCUACGCGCGCGCUGCUGCUGUCUACCUACGUCAAGUGGCUCAACCUCUUCCCCGAGAUCCGCGAGCAGAUCAUGUACGUGCUCAACCGCUACCGGCACGUCCUGGACGCCGAGCUGCAGCAGCGCGCUUGCGAGUACGUCGCGCUGGCCUCGAUGGAGAACGACGAGCUGCUGCAGGCAGUCUGUGACGAGAUGCCGCCCUUCUCCGAGAAGUCCUCGCUGCUGGUCAGCCGGCUGCAGCGCAAGCACGGAGACACCGGCGACAAGCGCACGUGGGUCAUCGGCGGCAAGGAGGUCAACCGCGAGCGCGAGGCUGCACGCGAGGAGAGCCGCAAGAAGGGCAUGGCCAACGGCGGCGCCAUGCCGACAGGGCCCGCGACAUCUGUCAUCCGGCCACACGGGCCCGACCAUGUGACGGCAGGCACAAACGGCGGCGACGACUAUGGCGGCUCUGCGUACCGAUCGAACACUGAGACCGCGGAUGACAUCCUUGCGGGCCUCGAGGGCCUGGACAUGAGCACGGGCACGACCGCCUUGAUACCCACUUCCGAGGCUGCCAGCUCUGGGAUCGCUGCCCGUCAGCCGAUCCUGGACUCCGCCUCGAACGGGGCACGGGGCGGAGACUACGUUCAGUCGCCGCUUGCCACAUCGCCAGUCAAUGAGCGUGCGCCAUCCCUGUCCUCUGGGCUCGGCUCGUCAAGCAGCACAAUGCCGACCACCGUCACGCCAGCUCCCCGCUUCACGCCUGGCUUCAACCGGAACUUCAACCGCCUCGCGUUCACCGACGAGGGCGUGCUAUUCGAGGACAACCAGCUGCAGAUCGGGCUCAAGAGCGAAUACCACGGCCAUCUUGGCCGCAUCACGCUCUACUUCGGCAACAAGAUCAGCGUCGGCUUCUCGUCUUUCACGCUCUCGAUCAAGUCGCAAGAGCCCGAUGCGCUGUCCGUCACGCUGCCUAAGCUGCCGACGAACACUCUCGCCGCCGGCACGCAGGUGCAGCAGGUGGUGCAGCUCGAGUGCCACGACUUCUUCUCGAAGCCGCCGGUGCUGCGCAUCAACUACCUCGCCGGCAGCAUGCAGGAGAUCUCGCUGCGCCUGCCCGUCAUCCUGACCAAGUUCGUCGAGCCCGUGCAGCUCGGCGCUGCGGACUUUUUCGAGCGGUGGAAGCAGAUCGGCGGUCCCCCGCGCGAGGCUCAGCAGAUCUUCGCCUUCAAACUCACGUCCACCGGCGAGGUCGACACCAAGCGGCAUCGCAAGGUCGUCACGGGCGCGCGCGUCGGCUGCCUCGACAAUGUCGAUCCGAACCCAGUCAACCUCGUCGGCGCCGGCGUGCUGCACAUGUCCAACGCCGGCAAGGUCGGCUGCCUGCUGCGUUCUGAGCCAAACAGGGAGGCCAAGCUGUGCCGGCUCACAGUGCGAGCCACGAACGACCUCGUGGCGGCAGAGCUGCUGCGUCUGCUCACAGCCGUGCUUGCAGCUGAGGCACGCGACAUCUAAUGCUACCUUCUUGUCGCACACGCGCAGCAAUGCACCACGUCACGAUACGAGAGAAGCAUGCAAUUAGUGUUGUACAGAGUGAUGGAGAAGGCAGCGGAACAAUGCGAUCAGUCACCGGA